This is a messenger RNA of Trichogramma pretiosum, 1143 nucleotides long. RefSeq names its product hairy/enhancer-of-split related with YRPW motif protein 1-like (gene Hey). The coding region runs from base 1 to 1143 and encodes 380 amino acids. Gene Ontology annotation, biological process: regulation of neurogenesis; anterior/posterior pattern specification; regulation of transcription by RNA polymerase II. Gene Ontology annotation, molecular function: protein dimerization activity; RNA polymerase II cis-regulatory region sequence-specific DNA binding; DNA-binding transcription factor activity, RNA polymerase II-specific. The record is from RefSeq and is a predicted model, not a curated record. The transcript is spliced from 5 exons. Lineage: Eukaryota; Metazoa; Arthropoda; Insecta; Hymenoptera; Trichogrammatidae. Gene Ontology annotation, cellular component: nucleus.
AUGUGGCGAGUCGUCGUGGCUCGGCCCGAGGAGAGCAGCUCCGGGGCCACCCUACUCUCCUCCGAGUUUCCAGCCGGUAGUGCCUCUCAGCAGCAACAUCCGCACGCGCCAUCCAACAUCCAACCGCAUCACCAGCAGCAUCACCAGCAGCACCAUUGGGCCGCGCAUCAUCAUUACCCUCCACCCCCUCCGCCACCGCCACCACCGCCUCCUCCUCUUCCUCCGUCGAGCCUGGCCCAUCUGCACCAGAGGAGCCCACCCACGAGCUAUCCCGCGCACUUGGAGCCGUCGACGGCCGAGCAGCCGAUCGUCGCUCAGACGGCGGGCUCCCACGAGGCCCGCCAGAGUCAUCAUCAUCUCAAGCGAGCCCUGAGCGACUCGGACUGCGACGACGUCUUCUCCGAGGAGAGCGGCAAAGAACCAUGCAAUUCACCGGGUGGCGACUCUUCGGGCUGUCAUCACACGUCGCGGAAGCGGCGCAGGGGCAUGAUCGAGAAGAAGCGCCGUGACCGCAUCAACGCGUCGCUGGGCGAGCUUCGCCGACUGGUGCCUGCGGCGGCGCGCGAUCCCCACAGCGGAAAGCUCGAGAAGGCCGAGAUUCUCCAGCUGACGGUCGAGCAUCUGAGGACGCUUCGUAGCAAAGGCGGUGAUGGUUACGACAGCACGAAACUCGCUAUGGAUUAUCACGCGGUCGGCUGGGGGGAGUGCGUGGCCGAGGUCGGCCGCUACCUCGUCACCAUGGAGGGCCUCGACGAGAGGGACCCACUGAGGCUGCGGCUUCUGUCGCAUCUGCAGAGCUUCCAUCGCGAGCAGCCCCAACCCAACGGUCAGACGACUCCGCAUCAGCAGCAGCAGCAACAGCAGCAACAGCAGCAACAACAACAACAACAACAACAACAGCAACAACAACAUCAUCAUCAGCAUCCGAGCGCGGCGACGACGGCGUCGAGCUUGCAGCUUCAAGCCGCGGCCGUCUGGCCACCUCCGCUCGCGGCCCAGUAUUCCGGCCCGGUGGGCCAGUACCAGUCCUCGGCGGCGGCGGCCGCAGCCGCAGCAGCAGCAGCCGCGGCGGCCGCGAGUCAGUACAGUCAGCAGCAGCACGGCAAGCCCUAUCGGCCCUGGGGUGCCGAGCUCGCUUACUGA